CCGCCGCACUAACUAGGCUAAGCUAAGAUAGCGAUGUGGUGUGGGGACUGUUUCUUCGGUGGCGCUUUCCCCGCAUGGAGAUCAAGUCGCUCUAGUGCUCAAACAACAUUCCUUUUUCCCCUGCUCGUAUAUUCCCUGCACAGGGUUGCUGAGAUGGGCGGAAAUCGCCCACCAUCUACUUUGGAGACAUGGUUUAUCAUCCUGAAAAAACGUUGAUCUAUCGUAUGACGGGCCGACACUUUGUUUGUCAGGAGCAUGACUUUCCAAUGGGGAUUAGUUGUUGCCGAAGUUGCGGUGCUAUUCGGCGGCGACGGAGUUAACAAGAGCACACACGAGUAAAGCCAAGGUCCCCUGCUCGUAAAAUGGGAUGGAAUAGUUCUGACGUUUCUCCGUGGCUUCUUUUCUUUUUCCGAUUUCCUAUUUCCGUUCAAAAGAGCAAGGUUUGGCUCGUUUUGAUAUCUGUGAAACCUGCUUUCGUAGGUUGUCAUUUUCAGAAACAGAGACGGCAUUUUUGAUUAUCGCAAAAAAAGAAACGGAACAAUGGACACCCAAACGGAGUCUAACAACCCCUUCCGUCGGAAGAAACCCAAUUCAGUCGUGGUUGACCGUGCUGCUUCUGACAUCGACGAGAAACAUGGCGGCGAUACUUUACCUGGAGAACUCAUCUCCGCCGGAUCUCAGCAUCUGCACCGCAAAAUUGGAGGUAAAGAGCUACAGCUCUUUGCUGUAGGAGGUGCAAUUGGCACAUCUCUCUUUGUGCAGAUGGGAGCUGUCCUACCCAAGGGCGGUCCUGCAGGUCUCUUGCUUGGCUUUAUAGUAUAUGGGACAAUCAUCUUUUCAACUAAUCAGUGCUUUGCGGAGAUGGUUACCUACAUGCCUAUACCAUCACCCUUCGUCCGACUUUCUGGAUUUUGGGUUGAUGAUGCCCUGAGCUUUGCUAUGGGGUGGGACUACUUCUUUCUUAUGGCUUUCAGUGUCCCAUAUGAGAUUACUGCCAUCAACGUUCUUCUCACGUACUGGACCGACAAAAUCCCUGUGGCUGCAGUGGUGAUAGUUUGCUUGGUAAUUUACGCGGUGCUCAAUGGACUUACAGUGCGAUUCUUCGCAAUUUCUGAGUUCUACAUGUCCAUGUUCAAAAUUUUCCUGAUGAUCGGCCUAAUGAUGUAUACAUUUAUCACAAUGGUCGGCGGUAAUCCACGCGGCGACGUUUACGGCUUUCGCUACUGGAAAAACCCUGGAUCAUUCGUCGAGUAUCUUGUUCCUGGAGACCUUGGUCGCUUUUGUGGGCUGCUAUCCUGCAUGAUUCAAGGCUCAUUCACCAUGGUGGGGCCGGAAUAUAUAGGCAUGGCUGCGGGAGAGGCAGAGAAUCCUCGCAAGAUUCUACGAAGGGCAUAUUCUUCCUUUGUGUAUCGCCUCAUGUUCUUCUUUAUCGGUGGCGCACUCUGCAUUGGACUUGUCAUUCCAUAUGACGACCAACUUCUUGCUGACACAAUUGUAGGGAAACGGGAAGGAAGCGGAACCGGAGCUGCCUCCCCCUACGUUAUUUCCAUGGUCAAGUUCGGAAUUAAGGGCGUUCCUGACCUAGUUAACGCCUUGAUUAUGACUUCUGUCCUCUCUUGCGGCAAUAACGUCGUUUUUUCUGCUGCACGCACUCUCCAUGGGCUAUCACUUGAAGGCAAGGCUCCUGCCUUCUUCUCAACGUGCAGCAAGCGUGGGCUACCGUACUAUUCAGUUGUUGUACCACUUACAUUCUGUCUCCUUGCCCUCCUGCAACUUAACGAAUCGUCCGGGACAGUUCUCAGCUGGUUUGUUGGAAUCUGCACAGCCUCGUACCUUCUCAACUACUUCGGAACUAUCAUUACGUACCUACACUUUUAUGCGGCACUCCGUCGUCAGGGCAUUGACAGAAACACCCUCCCCUACAAAGGCCUAUUUCAGCCGUACACCGCAUGGUACGCUCUAUUCGGUACCACAAUCAUGACACUCAUUUUGGGGUACAAUCUCUUUAUCCACGGGAAUUGGGAUAUCACUGCAUUCUUUACGAACUACACGAUGGUUGGCUUCUUUAUUGUUGCCUUUGUAUUCUGGAAGGUAUUAAAGCGGACAGAGUAUGUUUGGCCUGGCACAGCAGAUAUCUGUCUCGGCAAUAUUAAGGACGAUAUUGAUCUGUACGAGACUCUCUACGAGCCAAAGCAAAGGGGGAAGGUCUCUGCUUAUCUGAACGGCUUUUUCGAGUAAUUCAAUGCUUUCCUGCAUAUUUUGGCGAUUGGCUAGUUUGGGAAUUUGAGGCUUGGGAAUUUUCUUUCUUUAGCUUUUUCGAAAUUUAGUUAGCAAAUUGGAACUGUUGAUAGCGCGAUCGCUCUCUGCAGGUUAGUUUAGCAUAAAUCAAGAAUUGUUCUCUUCUCAUCUCAA
This is a messenger RNA of Blastomyces gilchristii SLH14081, 2412 nucleotides long. RefSeq names its product general amino acid permease. Lineage: Eukaryota; Fungi; Ascomycota; Eurotiomycetes; Onygenales; Ajellomycetaceae. Gene Ontology annotation, biological process: amino acid transmembrane transport. Gene Ontology annotation, cellular component: membrane. The transcript is spliced from 9 exons. The record is from RefSeq and is a predicted model, not a curated record. Gene Ontology annotation, molecular function: amino acid transmembrane transporter activity. Bases 541 to 2238 code for a protein of 565 amino acids.